AGAGCAUUUGGUCGCUGCCUACUCUCUUCUUCCGCUUGCCCUUCACCCGUUCGCCGUGCGGCCGUGCCCGCUAGUUCCGCCGCUCGCCUCCCUCCACACGCUAGCCAAUGGCGGCCGCCAUGCGGAGUGGCAGCCUCCUACGUGUUGGCUUCCGCCAGGUCUCCUCCCUUCUGUUCCAGGUCCCCCCGUGCCCAGCCCCGAGCCUGGCCGUUGGCCGUGCCGGGCUGGUACGCAUCCGCUGCUCGGCGGCCGCAGCCGGCGACGACGGGGGCAAGAAGGUAUCGGCGCGGCUGGCGCUAACGCAGCAGGUGCUGCGCGACGCCGAGGAGCGUGCCGCGUCGGCAGGCUCCGACCCCGCCCCCAAGAUCACCCUGGAACAUGUUACUGUUAAUUUUGCAAGAAGUGGUGGCCCUGGUGGUCAGAAUGUUAAUAAAGUCAAUACAAAGGUUGACAUGCGAUUCAAUGUUAAGGAAGCUCACUGGCUUGGAGAGAGAAUAAAGGAAAGGAUAUUACAAGCGGAAAAGAACAGGAUUAAUAAAGAUGGAGAGCUUGUGAUAUCUUCUACAAAAACUAGAACACAGAAGGGCAACAUUGAAGAUGCUCUGCAGAAGAUACAGGCAAUCAUUGAUGCUGCAUCAUAUGUUCCUCCGCCCCCCACAGAAGAGCAGAAGAAAAAGAUUGAAAAAAUUGCUGCAGUUGCUGAAAGGAAGAGACUUCAGAAUAAGAAAGUGCUUUCACAGAAGAAGGAAUUUAGGCGGAACAGAACUAGCUGGGAUUGAUGCAACCUAUCUUGUACAAAACGUCUCCGUUUCCUGCCAUUCCCCAGCGGACGUUAACAACAUUUCAGCGUGGUAACUACCGGAGUUUUCUUCCCAGUCUCUCUUUCUUGCUGGUUUUAAAAAGUUACUCUACUAUGAUACCUUAUGGAUUCAGAUGCUGCAAGUGUAUGACAAAUGUCAUUUGCUCAGCUUGUUCAUUCAGCGGUGUACAUAAACCGACAAAAAAAAAAACAAGGGUCAGACUUGCUGAAGGCAUCUUGGUGAAGAAGAAAGCUAUGUUUCAUAGGCGUUGCCAGUUUUUGUUUCGUCCAUUGGGGACCGGCUCUCUGAGGGGCUGUUUUUUUGUCCUAAAACGCACUGUAUACACCAGUAGUCGCUGCUCCCUGAACUCAUCAGAUAGGUAGUACUCACGUGUAACUGAGAACUCGUCUGUAAAACUGUAACGAUUUCUUUCUUUGAGGACUUGAAUUUGGCGAAUUUAAAGGUUAGUGAUGACUUUCUCAAAGCAUCUCAAGUUUGAUCAAA
Molecule: messenger RNA, 1304 nt
Organism: Setaria italica (foxtail millet)
Lineage: Eukaryota; Viridiplantae; Streptophyta; Magnoliopsida; Poales; Poaceae
Product: peptidyl-tRNA hydrolase ICT1, mitochondrial
Exons: 7
Coding region: 108-779 (223 amino acids)
Biological process (GO): translational termination
Molecular function (GO): translation release factor activity
Source: RefSeq, a predicted model, not a curated record